Messenger RNA from Sciurus carolinensis (gray squirrel), 651 nucleotides. RefSeq names its product C-type lectin domain family 4 member A-like. The transcript is spliced from 6 exons. NCBI's taxonomy places the organism in Eukaryota, Metazoa, Chordata, Mammalia, Rodentia, Sciuridae. The record is from RefSeq and is a predicted model, not a curated record. The coding region runs from base 1 to 651 and encodes 216 amino acids.
AUGAAUGGUCCUCGACUAGAAUGUUCAGGAAAAGUCUGGAGCUGUUACCCAAAGGAUUGGAAGUCAUUUAGUUCCAGCUGCUACUUUAUUUCUACUGAUGCAAAAUCUUGGAAUGAGAGUCAGGAGAACUGCUCUAGAAUGGAGGCUCAUCUGGUGGUGAUCAACAGCAAGGAAGAGCAGGAUUUCAUCAUCCUGAAUCUGCAAACAGAUGCUGUUUAUUAUGUGGGACUUUCAGAUCUAGAGGGUCAGAGACAUUGGCAGUGGGUGGACGGGACACCGUACAAUCCAAGUGCCACGACCAUGGUGACAUCUCUUCGUUAUAUAAGAAAACCCUAUGCAUUGACAGUCUUCUGGCAACAGGACCUAUGGAUGCACAAAUUGAAGAGAACCUCUGGGAUAUUUUUUGGGAGGAUGUUUAAAGCAUUAAGAUUCUGGCAUUUAGGUGAGCCCAGUCACAGUCAAGAGCAAAGUGUUACACUAACUUUUCGUUCAAGUACAAGAUGGGGCUGGAAUGAUUUCCGAGCUUUGGCAGCUUUCUUUUCACAACUUCAUGCACUGCCCUCUCAGGGACUACCUGAAGGGAUCCAACUCUGCUACGCUUUGCCUGGUCUCACAGGACCUCCUUUGAAAUCUCAGUGGAAGCCUCCAUGA